Messenger RNA from Iphiclides podalirius (scarce swallowtail), 324 nucleotides. NCBI's taxonomy places the organism in Eukaryota, Metazoa, Arthropoda, Insecta, Lepidoptera, Papilionidae. The record is from the annotation of a GenBank genome assembly.
AUGUUUCAAUCGUCGCAGCAGCCCUCCGCCCGAUCCGCGCCGAGGCGGGCCAUCGGCGGGCCCCUCCCCGGCACCGCCUCCAAAGCGAAAGUGCCAUCGUAUCGCACUAAAAGUCCCCGCGACCUUCGGCUAACACCCCCCCCCCCCCUCCCCUCCCCCCUCACUCACUCCUUCUCACUCUCUCAUCCCCACCCCUUCGGUCCUGUGGAGAAUUCCCUCCCAAUUAGAAGUACAGUGCACAGUGUGGUGUCCCCAUUGAGGGCUUACGCUUUAUCGAGAAACGGGAAUGAAGUACAAAUUGAAACAGAUAAUAAGCAGGCGGUU